UUUUGGCAAACUUUACAUCAACUUCCUUUCCUUUACCCUGCUAGCAAAAAAAUUGACUAGUUAGCUUAACCAGCCCUUUGAAAGCGUGGUGUUAUAAAUAUUAUGAGUUGUGCAAGUGCUGCAGUCUAGCUAACGCACCACAUAAAACUGAACAAGAUGAAUAUACGAAACGCCAGGCCGGAGGACCUUAUGAACAUGCAGCACUGUAACCUUCUGUGUCUGCCAGAGAACUACCAAAUGAAGUACUACUUUUACCAUGGAUUGUCCUGGCCCCAGUUAUCAUACAUCGCCGAGGAUGAAAAUGGAAAAAUUGUGGGUUACGUGCUGGCAAAGAUGGAGGAAGAUCCAGAUGAUGUGCCUCAUGGACAUAUCACAUCGCUGGCUGUGAAGCGCUCCCAUCGACGUCUAGGUCUGGCUCAGAAGCUGAUGGACCAGGCCAGUCGCGCCAUGAUUGAGAACUUCAACGCCAAAUACGUCUCGCUUCACGUACGCAAAAGCAACCGAGCGGCCCUACAUCUCUACUCAAACACACUCAAGUUCCAGAUCAGUGAAGUAGAACCCAAGUACUACGCAGACGGGGAGGACGCCUACGCCAUGAAGAGGGACCUGGCCCAUAUGGCAGAUGAGCUGAGAAAGCCUGGUCCCCGUGUGCCGGCUCAGGAGGCGCCUUCCGGUUCCGGUGACCCAGAGAGAGAAAACGAAAGAGACAGCGGCGGCGAGAGCAAAGAGCUGAGCGAAGUCAGCGAGGCCACCGAGAGCACGGAUGUCAAAGAUUCCUCCUCGGAUUCGCAAUGACACUUGUAGGCCUUUUUUCUGGUUUGUUUUUUUAAAGGAAAUAAUAGAAAAGAAUAAAUUCCUUUUUAAUGCCCCGCCCGCCCCUCCCUCGACAAUGCGCUCACAAUCAUGACGAGAUGACACCAUUUUUUUUUUUGCUAUACACUCUGGUCUGCCCAUGUAACACACUGAAGCUAAUAAAUAUGAUACAGUGCAUCACUAGUGCAAUAAUUAGAAUAAACGUUUUUGGAAAUGAAGGCCUGUUUUGCCAAUAGUGAAAAUCAUUAAUCCCCCCUUGAAAAGAUUUGUAAUUCCUUAGAGAGGCCACAGGAUGGCAGGAAAGCACACGUCAUUAUAAUUCCCGAUGAUGGCAGAGCAGCUUUGCUUUGACCAGUGGAGGUGAGUUUUUCAGCCAGUCCUGGCAGAUUGGAUCUGCAAUAGUUAAAGAGAGGAUUAUAUGAUGCACACUACACAGAAGAUAGGCAAAAAUCUUUGUUGUAAAAUAAAAUGGUACUCUAGACCUCUAAAAGUUGAGUACUGGGUUCUGGUCUGAAAUUUUAGGACAAACCUACAAUGCACAAUCAGUUCAACACACUUCUGAAAUGUAUUGAAUGCAAACGUUGAACUUUUAAACGUUCCAAAGCUUAUUCCCCAACAAGGAGUGAACCAGCAAAAUUUGCAACUAGUGUUUGAGCCACGAAUAUUUCCAGAAAUGCACACUUUUACUCUAAUUCUUUCAAUCUCCAUAGAUUUCCUGAUUUUGAGUUUGCUGUGUUUAUCCCAAAUAAAGUCAGAAUCAUGUAAAAAAAAAAAAAUAUUCAAAGACUUCCUCAAAUCACACAACCUUUUCAAAUUGUCGUUUUUUCUUUUCCUUUUUUUUUUUCUAUUACGCAACUUAAUCCACUUUAGAGGAAGGAAGUGAGUGAGGAGUUCCAAACAGAAUGUCCAAACAGUUUGAUACGAGCCACCAGAAAUGGAAAAUAACUUGUUCAUGGUACUUGAGAGCAGCCAGUUAAAUUGUGCGCAACAAAGCAUGUAUUCACUUCUGAAGCCGCAUCACGAGGAUCCCCGAGGCCAUCAUAAACAUUAAUCCUCAUAAAGUGCCGUCAUGACCUCACACUUUUAUAUACGUAUCACCGUGGGCAUAUGUAAACCAUUUUUAGGCCCUCGAUUCCUCUGGUGAGUCCUUUAUUAUCAUUCUUUUCUAUCAUUCUCCUAAAAUUAGCAUAGUGCGCUGCACUUUUAUUUUGACUGCAAAAUCAAAUAAAAUCUGUCUGAAUGUAAA
Molecule: messenger RNA, 2059 nt
Organism: Syngnathus typhle (broad-nosed pipefish)
Lineage: Eukaryota; Metazoa; Chordata; Actinopteri; Syngnathiformes; Syngnathidae
Gene: naa10
Product: N-alpha-acetyltransferase 10, NatA catalytic subuni
Exons: 8
Coding region: 157-795 (212 amino acids)
Biological process (GO): N-terminal peptidyl-glutamic acid acetylation
Cellular component (GO): NatA complex
Molecular function (GO): protein N-terminal-serine acetyltransferase activity; protein-N-terminal-glutamate acetyltransferase activity
Source: RefSeq, a predicted model, not a curated record